Molecule: messenger RNA, 1089 nt
Organism: Pyrenophora tritici-repentis Pt-1C-BFP
Lineage: Eukaryota; Fungi; Ascomycota; Dothideomycetes; Pleosporales; Pleosporaceae
Source: RefSeq, a predicted model, not a curated record
AUGGCUUCUUCUCCUGAGAUCCCUAAGAAAUACAAGGCCGCGGUGUACGAUGCACCCGGUUCUAUUUCGACAAAGAUUGAAACCCUCGAUAUGCCUGAGCCUGGCCCGGGCGAGGUUCUUAUCAAUCUUACGCACUCCGGUGUCUGCCACUCUGACCUCGGUAUCAUGACCAAUGCGUGGAAGUCGCUGCCAUUUCCCACGCAGGCCGGUCAGGUAGGUGGUCACGAGGGUGUGGGCAAGAUCGUCAAGAUGGGACCUGGUAUGGAGAAUGCGGCCGUCAAAGUUGGAGAUCGUGUAGGGGUCAAGUGGAUGGCAGGGAUUUGCGAGAGCUGUGAGGCGUGUAGGGCGGGUAUAGAUGCUAGUUGUUUUUCUGGUAAAAUCUCUGGAUACUAUACCCCGGGUACCUUCCAGCAAUACGUCCUCUCACCCGCAAACUACGUCACACCCAUUCCGGACGGCAUUGAUUCAGCGGCUGCUGCACCCCUCCUUUGUGCCGGUGUGACAGUCUACUCUGCCCUGCGAAAGGCAAACGCCGAAUCGGGGAAGUGGGUUGUCAUCAGCGGCGCAGGAGGCGGUCUCGGCCACCUGGCCGUGCAGUUCAGCGCCCGCGGCAUCGGACACCGCGUCAUUGGCGUCGACCAUUCCUCCAAAAAGGACAUUGUCAUGGAAAGCGGAGCUGAACAUUUCGUCGCCGUAGACGGCACAGACGACGUGGUUGCUGCCGUGACUGCUCUUACCAACGGCCUUGGCGCUCACGCUGUGGUGGUUUGCACGGCGAACAACAAGGCAUACGGACAGGGACUGGAUAUGCUUCGUUUUGGCGGACGUCUCGUUUGUGUUGGUAUUCCCGAGGGUGACCCGCUGCCUGUCUCGUCUGCAUCUCCUAAUACCCUGAUCAUCAAAUCGUUGCAGAUUAUAGGUUCUGCGGUUGGUUCGAGGAAUGAGGCAAUCGAGACGAUGGACUUUGCGGCUAGAGGCAUUAUCAAGACGCAUUUUAGGGUCGAGAAGAUGGAUAAGUUGACGGAUGUGUUUAAGGAGAUGGAUGCGGGCAAGCUACAGGGUAGGGUCGUCAUCGACUUGUCGGACUAG